AGCGAUACUUGUGCCUCAGCGUACUGAGUAGCUGGGACUACAGGACCUAUAAAAGGCAUCACCCAGCCCAAUGGACAGAUGCCCCAGGCUGCACAUUCUGUCAGUGCUGUUCUCCAAAAGGCCCAAACACAUGCUGAAACAUCGAAGGAUAAGAAGCCAGCCCUCGGGAACCGCCAGGAGCACCCUGGGCCCCGCACGGCCCCAAGUCCAGCCUGCCCCGCCUCCUCUGGUGCAGAGGUCCUGGGACACCAGCAGCAGCCCCGCCACACCCCGCAUGGCCAAGAACACAGGCGGCAGAGGCUUCCCCUCCACGUCCGACAACUUCCUGCCGCCACCUCUACCACCGCCACCCCUGGACGACCCAGAGCUCCCGUCGCCCCUGGACUUCGUGCUCCCUCCCCCCGCGGUCCCCAAGAGGCCUCCUAUGCCCCACCCCCGCAAGAGACACAAAGCAUCAAUGUUCAGAAGCAGCAAAUGAAUAAAAUAAAUGAAUAAAAGUUAAA
Molecule: messenger RNA, 503 nt
Organism: Nomascus leucogenys (northern white-cheeked gibbon)
Lineage: Eukaryota; Metazoa; Chordata; Mammalia; Primates; Hylobatidae
Product: amyloid beta A4 precursor protein-binding family B member 1-interacting protein-like
Exons: 3
Coding region: 71-478 (135 amino acids)
Source: RefSeq, a predicted model, not a curated record